AGAGCCCAAAAUUUAACAGACAGUGGUGGCAGUUGAGAGUAUUAUGUCAUCCUCUUUUUGCUUCUUAAUUUAUCCCAACACAACACUACCUUUUCUCUGACUUCUCUGACAUCCCACCACUGUCCCCCCCACUCUCCUCUUUCCUAUCUUUGCUUUCCCAUUAUUAAACAUCAACACAACACCCCACCUUCCUCCUCCUCCCUCUCUCUCUCUCUCUUCAUUUCCUUUUCUCUUUCUUAAGUUCUCACAAGUCCUGAUGAUCAGCUGUGUACUAAAAUUGCACCAAACUAGGCAGAUGCAUCUCUACAAUUUAAGUGCACAAGAAGAUAAAGCCUUCAAGGGAAAUUAAAUUCAAAUCAUGAAAUCACGAGCCUUUGAUCUGGAAGUAGAGACAUUCGAUGAAAAUGACUCAGACAUCAGCAGCCAAGUUGCCUCCAACAUAACCAUCUCGGACAGCCUCACCGUCUCUCCCCACCUCACUAAUUCCUUACCAACUGAACCAAUUUCCCUCGACUUAACUCUCUCCUUUAACUCAAGCAAUGAUGAUUUAGCAGGAAGGGACUCAAUAGGAAUUUCAAUAUCAAGCACAAGUGAGAGUAGCAACGAGAUUGUAUCCCGAACUGCUGCUUCAGCCCUUCCACGCGUUUUUCCUUGCAAUUACUGUCAGCGGAAAUUUUUUAGUUCACAAGCCCUUGGCGGCCACCAGAACGCACACAAGAGAGAGAGAACACUGGCAAAACAAGCCAUGCGAAUGGGAAUUUUCUCGGAAAGGUAUGCCAGCUUGGCAUCUCUGCCUCUCCAUGGAUCAUCAUCAUUUAGGUCCUUAGGAAUCAAAGCACAUUCUUCGGUGCACCAUAGCUUUGUACCACAAGUUAGGCCAUUUGAUUUUAGAAGCAGUGUGAGAUUUGAACAAGGGCACACGGGUCAUCCAAUUUUCAUGGAGGAUGAAGAGGCCGGGCUGUUGUGGCCUGGUAGCUUCCGACACAUAGAUGAAGAACAAGUCACUCAUCCAAAUAUAAAUUUCUUCGAGGCAAGUCCAUCGGUGGACAUAGAUGAACCUGCUCCAGAUCUCACACUGAGACUUUGACUAGUUUAUUAUGCUGCAAACAGCUUCAUUGUUCUGCUAUUUUAUCUUCUCUGUGCUGCAAGAUACACUUCUUGUGUUCUGUUUUUUUUUUCCCCCCCCCCCCCCCCCCUUCACUUUUGUAUCUUGAUUUGUAUGUUUUUUGCAGAAGAUAAGGUUUUUACAAGGUUUAUUUGGUGAUCCUCUUCUUGCUAUGAUAUAUAUUAGUAUUAUGCUGUUUGAUA
This is a messenger RNA of Camellia sinensis, 1308 nucleotides long. It is a transcript of the gene ZFP4, whose product is annotated as zinc finger protein 4. The record is from RefSeq and is a predicted model, not a curated record. Gene Ontology annotation, biological process: negative regulation of abscisic acid-activated signaling pathway. Lineage: Eukaryota; Viridiplantae; Streptophyta; Magnoliopsida; Ericales; Theaceae.